AUGGCAGCUCCCGAGGUUCACCACUUGUUCCACAACCCCAUUGCGGACCACUCGUUUUCGGCCGAGGAUGGCACGCUUGCUGUCGCCCGAGACUCAUAUGUCGAGCUGUAUGGAAGAGUUGGAAAUGCAUUCAAGCUCAAAGAUGAGCUAAAGGGCCAUGACAAGACGGUCACUAGUGUGGAUAUUGCUCCCCACAGCGGUCAUCGAAACGCUUUGGUCUGGGAACCAUCCCCCACAGGGCACAAACCUACUCUUGUCCUUCUCCGAAUCAGUAGAGCUGCUACGUUCGUUCGAUGGUCCCCCUCCGAAACCAAGUUCGCCGUUGGCUCCGGCGAUCGGGUCAUUGCCAUCUGCUACUUCGAAGAGGAGAAUGAUUGGUGGGUGUCCAAGCACCUGAAGAAGCCUAUCCGCAGCACCAUCACGAGUGUUGCAUGGCAUCCAAACUCGGUGCUCCUGGCCGCCGGUUCAACUGAUGCCCACGCUAGAGUCUUCUCUAGCUUUAUCAAAGGAGUUGACGCGAAGCCCGAUCCCAGUGUUUGGGGCGAGAGGCUCCCUUUCAACACCGUUUGUGGAGAGUUCUUAAACAACUCUGCUGGCUGGGUUCACUCUGUUGCAUUCUCCCCAAGCGGUAACAGCCUUGCCUUUGCCGCUCACGACAGUAGCGUUACUAUCGUCUAUCCUUCUGGCCCCGAACAGCCGCCCCGCGCCAUUCUCACCGUCUUGACGCAGCUCUUGCCAUUCAAAAGCUUGAUCUGGAAGAGCGAGGAUGAGAUUAUUGCCGCCGGCUACGAUUGCGAGGCUUUCCGCUUCAAGGGCGGCGAGUCAGGCUGGCAGCUUGCGGGUACUGUUGAGCCCAAGGGCCGUGAUGCCGGAGCUCAGCGUGAGGAGUCAGCCCUCAACAUGUUCAGACAAAUGGAUCUCAAGGGCAAAAUUAAGGACGACACGCAGCUAAAAACCAUCCAUCAAAAUACGAUUACGACCAUCCGUCCUUUUGAGUCUUCUGGCGGCCGAGUCACUAGGUUUAGUUCAAGCGGUGUCGACGGUCGCGUCGUUAUUUGGAAUGCCUAA
Molecule: messenger RNA, 1068 nt
Organism: Metarhizium album ARSEF 1941
Lineage: Eukaryota; Fungi; Ascomycota; Sordariomycetes; Hypocreales; Clavicipitaceae
Product: actin related protein 2/3 complex subunit
Exons: 3
Coding region: 1-1068 (355 amino acids)
Biological process (GO): Arp2/3 complex-mediated actin nucleation
Cellular component (GO): actin cytoskeleton; Arp2/3 protein complex
Molecular function (GO): actin filament binding
Source: RefSeq, a predicted model, not a curated record